AUGAAGGUGGAAUCCCGCGAGAAUCAGCCGUCCGCUGCCUCGGCAGAUCGCAGUGGGGCCGACCAGGAGUCUGGCGCUGCUGAACGACCCGAUCCCUCCAAGAAGACCGACGACGGAAAGCCCCAUGCGCCCGCCGAAAAUGGCCAGAAACCGCCCUCCAACGCCAAGGACCCGUCGCGACCGCGCCGGAAGAAGGCGCGGAGAGCCUGUUUCGCUUGUCAGCGGGCGCAUCUGACGUGUGGGGAUGAGAGACCAUGUCAACGGUGUAUCAAGCGCGGUCUGCAAGAUGCCUGCACCGACGGUGUCCGAAAGAAGGCGAAGUAUCUUCACGAUGCGCCGGAUGGCGCGCUGAUGCCCGGCGUCGGAGGGAAUUUCUACAGCAGCAACAACAACAACAGCAGUAUGCGAAACAAUCUGCCUCUGUCGCGAAAUGGCGCCAAUGCCGUCAACGCCAAUGCGCAGCAGAACACCGGAGCCAACUUUUACCCCACCCCGCAGUCGACCUCCUACAAUGUCUACCAAGAGAACCCCAUCAACCAAAGUUCCUUCACCUCGCAGUCCCCUGUGUCUCCGACGUUCAACCUGAAGACCAACCCCACCGCGCGAACCAACAGUCUCUCUUCUGUCGGCCAGCAGCCGCCCACCACGACCGGCGUAUCCGGCCCCAAUCCGCAGAAUCCCUUCGCGGGCGCGCUGUUUGAUCCGAGCGACCCGGCUCUGUUCAACUUCGAUUUGUCCAGUAUGAACUUCGAGAAUCGAUACGGCGCUUUGGAAUUCGGGAUGCUGGGACACAUGGCGACGGGCGCCGGCGAUUCCCCCAGUGACUCGGCCACGCAACGCGGGUCGAUGGGGCGAAGCGGUUCGGCGCAGUUCUCGAAUACUCCGAUCACUGGACAGCCUGGCUUUGGCGAAAGCCCCGGCGGCCAGCAACCCUUCAUGUUCGGUGAUCCUCUGCUGAACGAAUGGCCGGGCGGUCAAGCCUCGGGCCAGGCGCAUGUGAACGUGGGCGGUGUCUACCCGCAGUCUGGCCAAGGAAGCGUCAUCCCGGGCCAUCUGUCCAAGACCGAUGCGCCACAUGCGUUUACCAUCGAAAGUGGCCCGAAUUUCGCCAGCCCCAGCGCCACGACUAGCCCGCAGAUGACCAGCGGGUUUGACGACCACGCGCUCAAUAAUGCGGUCGCCAAGUCGAAUGGUAUGGCGAAUGGCCAGCGGCCUACGAUCUCGACGCCCAGCUUGAAGCACCAGAGUCUCCAGAUAGGCGCCAAGAGACGUCCGCGGAACCCGUCGUCGAUCUACGAGAGUGUCAAGGAGCCGUACGCCUACACGAACCGCUUCCACAAUCUCACCGCCUGUAUCCAGCGGCGCUUUUCACCGCAAAAGACGCUUCAAAUCGCCAAGGCCCUGGCUUCUAUCCGUCCCUCCUUCAUCGCGACCACCAAGACGCUGAACCGAGAUGAUCUGAUUUUCAUGGAGAAAUGUUUCCAGCGAACCCUCUGGGAGUAUGAGGAUUUCAUCAACGCGUGCGGCACGCCCACGAUCGUGUGUCGACGCACCGGGGAGAUCGCCGCUGUGGGCAAGGAAUUCAGCAUUCUGACCGGAUGGAAGAAGGAUGUCCUGUUGGGCAAGGAGCCGAACUUGAAUGUCAACACGGGUGGGUCGUCUUUGCCCGGGUCUGGCACGACAUCGCGCAGCUUCACCCCUCGGGGGUCGGUCGGGGAGAGCACCGCGCCCGGACGGCCGCAGCCGGUGUUUUUGGCCGAGCUGCUGGAUGAUGAUAGCGUGGUGGAAUUCUACGAGGAUUUUGCUCGGCUGGCCUUUGGAGACUCCCGCGGCAGUGUCAUGACGACGUGCAAGCUGCUCAAGUACAAGACGAAGGAAGACAUGGAGCUGGCGCAGUCGGACGAUAACCAGCGCUGGAACAACCACCUACGCAAGGGCGGCAUCGCCAGCGAGGCGGGCAUGAACCAGCUGGGAUUUAAGGACGGCAAAGUCGAGUGCGCAUACUGCUGGACAGUGAAGCGAGAUGUAUUUGACAUACCCAUGCUCAUUGUGAUGAAUUUUCUCCCCUGCAUUUGA
Aspergillus terreus NIH2624 is the source of this 2076-nucleotide messenger RNA. Its product is annotated as Zn(II)2Cys6 transcription factor domain-containing protein. The coding region runs from base 1 to 2076 and encodes 691 amino acids. The transcript is spliced from 3 exons. Gene Ontology annotation, cellular component: nucleus. Gene Ontology annotation, molecular function: zinc ion binding; DNA-binding transcription factor activity, RNA polymerase II-specific; RNA polymerase II transcription regulatory region sequence-specific DNA binding. The record is from RefSeq and is a predicted model, not a curated record. Gene Ontology annotation, biological process: regulation of DNA-templated transcription; cellular response to starvation. Lineage: Eukaryota; Fungi; Ascomycota; Eurotiomycetes; Eurotiales; Aspergillaceae.